This is a messenger RNA of Gadus morhua (Atlantic cod), 3067 nucleotides long. RefSeq lists its product as uncharacterized. Gene Ontology annotation, cellular component: external side of plasma membrane. NCBI's taxonomy places the organism in Eukaryota, Metazoa, Chordata, Actinopteri, Gadiformes, Gadidae. The transcript has 11 exons. Bases 16 to 2199 code for a protein of 727 amino acids. The record is from RefSeq and is a predicted model, not a curated record. Gene Ontology annotation, molecular function: cytokine receptor activity. Gene Ontology annotation, biological process: cytokine-mediated signaling pathway; immunoglobulin mediated immune response.
CAUUACGUUGACUGAAUGUUGACGGAACGUGACUAUACCGAGAACUGUGACUCUGCGGUCACGCUGGAACCCCCCCUGACAAACAUUUUUACUUCCACCUUGAUUGAACUCGAUGAGGAGGAGCAGCAGAGGUAUUUGAACGGCAGUGCUACCGAGCCACGCAGCCUUCUGCUUGGGCCACUGAGGACCUACCUUGGUGAAGACUCCCAUAGGGCCAGAGACAUGGGGAAAUGGGGAUGGCGAGUGGACGCCUCCCGUUGGUCUCUUCAACUGCUGCUGCUCCUGGCCUCGUCACUGACUCUGGCUACCGACCUUCCCGGUCUCAAAUGUCUGUGUGACUUCAACACCACCAUCUCCUGUGAUUGGAACAGCUCGGCCCAGUCUCCUCCCAUCACGGCUGCCACCUCAUGCAAGCUCAAAGCCGAAAAGAUGCGCCCCCGUGGUGGACCAACUAGCUAUAAAUCGGAAUGUGAUAUGAGGCCCCGGGACCCUGCUCACCCAGCCUUACGAGCAUGCAGCCUGGUCUUACCACCAACAUUGAGCCAGGGGUUUAGACUCAGCGAUAAGUGGAAAAUGAUUCUGGACUGUGAGUCUAUGAACACCACCACCAUCGUCUACAGGCCAGCAGACUACACAAAGCUGAAGAGACCCAGCACGCCUGAGGUCAACCUGACCGCCGUCUCCUUAUUCUCUGAGGUCCCUAGAUUAGACUGGAUUGACGAGCGUGACAUCCAACUGCAGUGGAUAAAAGUGGGUCAACCAUGGGGGGCUCAGAACAUUACGAUGGAAACCAGGUGCGAUCCCCUGUGCCAGAUGGAGUUAACCGGGCUGGAGAAGGGAGAGCAGUACCAGGCGCGCAGCCGAGUCCGUCAUAGCAAGGACCUGUACAAAUCAGAGUGGAGCGACUGGAGCCCUGUGUUGCAGUGGGUCUCUGCCGUCGGGACGGAAGUAUCAUCAACGACAGGCCCAUUUGGCUCUUCCAAGCAUGCAGAUCCGCCCCUGCAGUGGGAAGCUCUGGUGACAGCAGUCGUAGGUGCAGUGGUGUUUCUGUCCUUAGCCAUCAUCGUCUGCAAGACAGACAGAGAGACCUGGGUGUUCAUGGUGAAGAAGAUCAGUGGUCCUCCUCUGCCAAACCUGGAUCACUUACUCGGUCCUGAAGGCAAAUCUCCGGUUUGGCUGAAGCCUGGCUUCCCCAGCGAGUCCCAUCACACCCUGACUGCUCUAGAUUUGAUCUCCUCAGUGGAGGUCACCAGCCGGCAGCCGGCAACACUGAACCUCAAGGCCUCCAAACACAGCCGGUCUGCACCACUUGCGCAGAAGCUCAAGGCCGCCACCUGGUGCUCCAACCCAAGCUAUCCCCACCUGCUCCUCCACGUCGAGGCCCACCCUCACCUGAAGCCCUGCAGCGCCGACUCCCCUUACGGACCCAUGGGCGGGGGAGCCGUGGGUGAGGCGGCAACGGGAGGAACAGAGGAGUAUCAGGGGGAGGGCGGAGAAGGAAGGGCUCCAUCUGACCUGAAUCUACUCAACAUGAUCCCCGGCGCUCCUAUCGGCACUACCGGGUCCAUGAAGUUCUGCAAGAGAUACGAAGAGGUGGGAGAGGGAGGAGGCAGCACGGCUGAGGGUGGGUCUCAAGGUUCAGAGAGUCAAGAAGAGGAAGGAGAAGAAUCGCCGAUUGAAAAGUUGCUGAGUCAAGGAUUCGUCCGGGGAGAUAUCAUAGGUCAGGGAUCACUGGAGGUUUGUUUGGACUAUGAAAAGGUCGGGUCACUGGAGGUUUGUUUGGACUAUGAAAAGGUCGGGUCACUGGAGGUUUGUUUGGAUCAUGAAAAGGUCAGUUCACCGGAGGUUUGUUUGGACUAUGAAAAGGUGGGGUCACCGGAGGUUUGUUUGGACUAUGAAAUGUUCAAGUUGCUUGAAGGUAGAGCCAUGAGCCCUGACUCAGGUGUAGGCAGUGGGGGGGAGGAGCAAGUCAGUGUGGAGAGCCUGGAGGGUGUGGAUUUCUCUCUUGGCACCAAAACAUUUACAUUUCCUCCGCUUUCGGGCAAAGAACUACGACUCCCUGGUUCACUCAUCGAGAGCUCCCCGUUUUUCCCAGGGCAAGGACCGAGUUCAUCCUUGUCAUUUAAUUCGGAAGAUGGCGUUUCCAUGACGAGUAAAACCACAUUGCUGCCCUCUAGUGGCGGAUAUAUGCCAGUGUAAACACAACUGAAAACUGAAAAUACCUAUCAUCAUAUUAUCUAUGCAACGUCAAUAUUCAAGUUAUUUUUUUUUUGGGGAUAUUUGCAUUAAAAACUGAUUAUUAAUUAUUCACUAUGAACUUUCGCACUCAUUGUUAGGCUACACAUUGAAGUGGUGGCAUAGGCUUAUCGUUCAUCCUUAAACCCCUAACAACCUAUGAUAACUGCUUUAUUUAUAUUCCAUAGCAUAUGUUAAGCAUCAACGAGGGUUUAACGUUUCAAAGAGACCAAUCAUGUCUCCUUAAAUAGAGUACUAAUAGCGUAGGUGAAUACAGCCCUUUAUAGCUGUAGCUAUAGUCCGAGGUGAAUCUAUUUUAACAGUUUUUGUUCCCUUAAAGCGCUGUUGCUGGGUGUCAACCCUUUACGUCACGAACACCUGUUGCCUGCAAGCUUCGCACUCGCAGCUUCACCUGAAGAUUGAUGGAUCAGAUGACGUCUCGUAUUUUCGUUUUUUUUAAAUUGCGAAUGAUUGUGAGAUCAACACAGCACUAAUAUGAAACGAAUUGGAUAUAGGUGAUCUUUGGAAAAUAUUUGACCGAUAUUUAUCUUUGGACACAUAAGCCUAGAAUCGGCGACGUUUUGCGAGGAGCAGGCAGGUGUUGGUGAUCCUUGAAUGUGAGUGUGCAAGACUAAUGGUUAUUCCCAGAAUUAACUGCGCGUUUUGUAAUGGCUCCCCGGCAUGGCUCCACCGAACUGCGGGUCAAGAACUCUGGGGUGUCACCUGUGGUAGUGGAUCAACAGGUAAAUGCUGCGACGGACAAGCUUGACGGCUUUCACCUUUUCUUUGUGAACCGUAUGAUACAUAAUGUACAUUAAACCAAAUAAUGAGC